AUGAUUCUUGCUGAGCAUGAUCCAAAAGAGUACGGUGUUGAGGAUUUGGUGUUGCUCUCGAAAAUUGAUUUGGACCAUGUCGUUUCGAAUUUAAAUCUCAGAUUUCGCAAGGGACGAAUUUACACGUACAUUGGAGAGGUUCUCAUUGCUGUCAACCCAUAUCGGCAACUCAACAUUUAUGAAAAAGACACUAUUGAGAAAUACAAGGGUCGAGAAAUAUAUGAAAGAUCGCCUCAUGUGUUCGCAAUCGCCGAUGCCGCUUAUAGAUCUAUGAAAAGAUUCGGAAGAGACUCAUGCAUCGUGAUAUCCGGCGAAUCAGGAGCCGGAAAAACUGAGACGAGCAAAAUUAUAAUGAGAUAUCUAGCGGCUAUUACGAAUGUUCAGCAACAGGGCGAAAUUGAAAGAGUCAAAAAUGUUCUUCUACGCUCAAACUGUAUUCUUGAAUCCUUCGGUUGUGCUAAAACAACAAGAAAUGACAAUUCAUCAAGAUUCGGAAAAUACAUGCAUAUAAACUUUGAUUAUGGUGGAGAUCCAGUUGGUGGAAACAUUGCAAAUUAUCUACUCGAGAAGUCUCGAGUUGUUCGCCAACAAAAUGGGGAACGCAAUUUUCAUGUGUUUUAUCAGCUGGUUGCUGGAGGAAAUGAAAAUAUGCUUAAAAGCUUUGGAUUGACAAAAGACGCUAAGAAAUACUAUUUUUUGAAUCAAGGUCAUUCUGAAAAGGUUUCUUCGAUAAACGAUUCUCGAGAUUACGCAGAUGUCCAGACGGCAUUGCGAUCAAUUUCAACUUUCCAGCAAAACGACAUUGAAAGUAUGUGGGCGGUUAUUGCUGGUCUCAUUCAUUUAGGAAACGUGAAAUUUGUCGACUCGCAAGAUUCCACGGGAUCAGUUGUGAUUUCGGAAAAGUCGGCACUUCAGAUAUCUGCGAAAUGCCUGAGUGUUACUCCAGAUGAAUUGGCGAAAGCAGUCACAUCACAGGUUGUUGCUGCACAUGGAGAUAUUGUGAAGAAACAACACGAUCUGAAUGCAGCUUAUUAUACGCGAGAUGCUCUGGCGAAGGCUUUGUAUGAACGUUUGUUUUCGUGGAUUGUUUCUAAAGUGAAUGAAGCAAUAUCAGUGGAAAAUUCGUCCAAGUAUAAUAAAUCCACGGUUAUUGGCGUGCUCGAUAUUUAUGGUUUCGAAAUUUUCGGCUCAAACAGCUUUGAACAACUUUGCAUCAAUUACUGCAACGAGAAACUCCAACAACUUUUCAUUGAGCUUGUUCUCAAACAAGAACAAGAAGAAUAUGAAAGGGAGGGAAUCAAAUGGACCAAAAUUGCAUAUUUCAAUAAUAAGGUGAUUUGUGAUCUGGUUGAAGUUCCCCGCAACGGAAUAUUCUCUAUUCUGGAUGAAGCAUGUUCCACAGUCGGCAAUGUCACCGAUAAAGUAUUUCUGGCAGAACUUGACAAGAAGCUUGGCGCGCAUAAGCACUAUACAAGCAGAGGAUUGAAACAGAGCGACAAAUCUAUGGGAUUCGAUGAAUUCAGAAUAACUCAUUACGCUGGUGAUGUCACUUACUCUGUAUUAGGAUUUAUGGAUAAAAAUAAGGAUACACUCUUCCAAGACUUAAAACGUCUUCUAUAUCACAGCAAAAAUCGGCUUAUCAAAACUCUAUUUCCGGAUGGUUCGAAAUCGAUGAGUGAGGUCAACCGUCGGCCGCCAACAGCUGGAUAUUUGUUUAAGAAUUCUAUGGCGGACUUGGUUAAGCAAUUGGCACAAAAGGAACCCCAUUACAUUCGUUGCAUUAAGCCAAACGAUGAGAAGAAUAGUGGUAUUUUUGAUGUGGAGCGCGUUGAGCAUCAAGUGAACUACCUUGGACUCCUUGAAAAUGUUCGUGUUCGGCGUGCAGGAUUUGCCCAUCGAAUGCCGUACGAUCGAUUCAUCAAUCGAUACAAAUUGCUUUGCCCUGGAACAUGGCCGAAUCCUCGUAGAGGUCAAGCGUCAAAAGAUUCUUGUCGUCAAAUUUUGGAACACGUCGGCCUCGCAGAUGAUUGUGUUCAGGGGAAAACAAAAAUUUUCAUCCGAAGUCCACAAACUGUUUUUCGACUCGAAGAAUUGCGUACGGAGAAGCUUCCAGAAGUUGUUGUUCUUCUUCAAAAAAUGGUUCGUGGAGUGCAAGCACGCGAACAAUAUCGCAAAAUGCUAGCGGUUCGCACAAUUAUUGGAGCUUAUAGAAGAUAUAAGCUAAAAUCAUAUAUAUUACUGCUUAUUCGCAUAUUCCAAAAUGUGAAACGUUCAAGUGAUUUGGGAAAAUCGCUUCGUUGGCCAGCUCCGCCAUUAGUGCUAGAGCAAUUUGUUGCUAAGUUGAAAAUCAUGCAUGCCCGUUGGCGUGCAGCCACGAUUUUGGCCAGAAUUCCUGCUCUUUUGAAAGCCAGUCUACCACAAAAAAUUGCUGCUGCUGAAGUGUUUAACGGUAAAAAGGACAAUUGGGGAUACAAUCGAUUCUGGAAAGGAGAUUACUUGGCGAUGGCGGAUGAACUCGAUCCUCCGGGAACAACGGUUUCCCUGUAUCACGAUGGGAUCCAAGCUCUUCGACAAUCUCAUCCAUUCGGCAAAGUUCUUUUCAGCACCUACAUUCAGAAAUUCAAUAAAUUCAACAAAAGCUCACUGCGCGUUCUGGUUCUCACCGACAGAUUUGUUGCCAAAUUAGACACAAAAAAAUUCAAGCUGCUCAAAGAGCCAAUUCCUCUUCAAAGCAUUUCCUGUAUUUCGGUCAGUGCAGAUUCGAAUGGCUUAUUUGUAAUUCACGUUGGAGAAAACGAUCUCCUAGCUUGUGUACGAAAUGUAAAAGAAGAGGAAAGAGUAGGAGAAUUUGUUGGAACAAUAUUAGCACAUUAUGAAAAGUUGGGAACUCGAAAACCGCCGGUAAUUGUACGUUCCAAUAUCGUGUGUACGCUGGGCGGCAAAUCUCGAACGAUCCAUGUAUUUUCGUCAGAUAAUGCUUCAAUACCGCCUGUUUUCAAAAAGAAUGGAAACGAUGUGGAUCUUAUAUCACCGCGUUGUACCGAAGAGCCCUGCCAGCAAAAACCAUCAACGAUAACUGUCGAUCAAUUUCGAGAUGAUGAAAGUAACAAAUUCGCGUUGCUAUUCCAGAAAAUGGUUGAAAGAAAUAGAGAGAUCACUGCCAUCGAGUGUCAAUACCAUGAUGAUUGUCCUGACGGAUUCGAAUGUUUCACGGGAAAAUGCAAGUCAAUUGGACCGCGACGCAUGAAAAUGAUUAAUUUAUAUAGUCGCUGGUGA
This is a messenger RNA of Caenorhabditis bovis, 3276 nucleotides long. The record is from the annotation of a GenBank genome assembly. Lineage: Eukaryota; Metazoa; Nematoda; Chromadorea; Rhabditida; Rhabditidae.